GAGAGAGCAGGAAAGAAAAAAGCGAGAGAAAGAAAAAAGGGGAGAGAGACAGAGAGAAAGUUAGGGAGAAAGAAAAAGGGAGAGAAGGAAAGAAAGAGAAUUCAUUUAUGACAGUAUGUAGACAGAUAUUUUUUUUACUUUAUAUUUAAUCCAGCCGUUAUAAUUAUAAGAACAAAAAUCCUCUAAAGGGCAGUGAAGGCCAGUAAAUCACAAACCCUGUUGAGUGCUUUUGUCAAUCUUUAAUCCACAUUGCAGCAUUGCUGUCAACACUUCCUCAAGCGUCUGUGGGCUGGCUGAGGUUAGGAUGGCACAGAGAGCUGAGCAGUGGCUGAAUUUUACAUACACGGUUUCUUCUCAAGCCAUUCAUAUCUAUAAACAGGCCUCCAUGUGUUGAAGCAGUUGUAGACCAGCAUUUGAGGAAGGAUUCAGAGUGAUUUUAAAGUAUUCCAGCACUGAACUGGCCAUGGCUGAAGCAUCCAACGUCACAACCCAACCCCCCAUGCUCCCACUCGAAUACAGGGUGAGUCUUGUGUUCCUCUACACUCUCAUCUUCCUCGGGGGCAGCAUAGGCGCCGGCCUCAUGAGCACCAUCCUGAAGUCCAACAUGCUGUCCAUCACCACCGUGUCUGUGAUCAACCUGUUGGUUGUGCAUCUGCUCUUCCUCCUGACCGUACCUUUCCGCAUCUACUACUACGUCAGUGACCACUGGGCCCUGGGCCGCGACUUCUGCAAGAUGGUCAGCGGGAUGAUCCACGCCCACAUGUACCUCAGCUUCAUCUUCUACAUCGUGAUCCUGGCGGCGCGGUACCUGGCCUACUUCGAGUGGGGCCAUCAGUUGGAGUUCUAUCGAGCUCUGCAUGCGGUCAUCGCCAGCGUGAGCUUGUGGGCCAUCAUCCUGGGCAGCGCUCUGCCCGCCUCCCUAGUCACUUACGGAUCUGUACCAAACGGAAGCCUAAGUAAUGAAGUGUGCUUCGACUUCGGUGGCGCUCUACAAAACGUCGGCGUUGAAAUCCUGAACUACAUCAUCAGUGCUGUGGUGCUGUUGGCCUGGAUCGUUCUGGCCUGCAUCCAGCUGUGCAUCCUGUGGCGAGUUUACGGAAAAUAUGGCCGGGCCUCGUUCGCUCAUCAGGAGUUUUGGGCUCAGAUUAAAAGCCUGUUCUUCGUGUUGAUCAUGUUUCUCUGCUUUGUGCCUUACAAUGUGUUCAGGAUAUACUACGUGAGCAAGUACUGGGCCGGGCUUCAGAAAGUCAAUGAGGUUUUCCUCGCUAUCACCGCCUUCAGCUGCUUCGACAUGCUCACGUUUGCUGGCAGGGGCGUAUGGCGGUCUGCUUACACGCAGUGCUGCACUUUAUGUGAAAGGAGAAGAUGACCUAAGGUGUUUUUUUGCUAAACUUUAUCGAAUGGACAUCUGAAAUGCAGAUGAAUUUUGUUGUUCAUUGAGGAAACAUUAACUUAACUUCAUCGAAACACCUUUAAAGUAUCGUUUUACUGCUUUCCUUCACACAAGUGCAUUUUACCUCAAGCCAGGUGAAUUACAGGGAAAUUCCACUUUUAUUAUUUCUGCAUUAAUCAGUCACUGAGAUUACGAUUGAGAGUAGUUUGGUAGGAAAUGGUGCACUGUAGAGAAACUUACCAACUCUACGGUGGUGCUGGUAGUAACUGGGGUUGUGAUGUGUACAUGUGCCUUCUAAAUUUUUAUAUGUAAUGUAUUACAUGUAUAUGUAAUGUAAGUUGAUAAUACUAAAACAGGGGAAAAUCUGAAAAAAUGUGUUUGCUUUGAGGACUAUUUUGCCUUAGAGCACCCUGCAUGUAUCCCUUCACCAUGCCAACAUUUAAAAAAAUACAUUUUAGGCCAAACUUUUAUCUUAAAACUAUCACAAAGCAGUCUCAUUAACAUGAGGCAGCAUAUUCAUAACCAUUUAAUGUAAUAGUUUUCUAUGAAAUAGUUUGUAGCAUUAAAACUCUUCAGAUGUCUGGUUCCUAUCACCACCACUGAGAACAAAUUCACAUCAAACCACUCU
Messenger RNA from Colossoma macropomum (tambaqui), 2021 nucleotides. RefSeq names its product probable G-protein coupled receptor 141. The transcript is spliced from 2 exons. Bases 464 to 1369 code for a protein of 301 amino acids. Gene Ontology annotation, biological process: G protein-coupled receptor signaling pathway. Gene Ontology annotation, molecular function: G protein-coupled receptor activity; oxysterol binding. Gene Ontology annotation, cellular component: membrane. Lineage: Eukaryota; Metazoa; Chordata; Actinopteri; Characiformes; Serrasalmidae. The record is from RefSeq and is a predicted model, not a curated record.